GCAGUUGGGGUUGGAGGUUGGAGCGGAUGCAGAGGAAGGACACCAGGUCGUAGGAAGAACAGGACGGGAAGGUCUAGCCGAAGACAUCAGCGACCUCUUCUGCUAUAAAACACCCAGCUGAACGGGGAGGGGGUACCGGUAAACUGAUUCAUACUUUCUCGAAAAUCAUAGUGAAGUAUAUAUAUCGAGACGGCUUAAUAUUAGUUUUUUGUUUUAAUUGCCCGAUUUUUUUUGUUGUUUUCGAACAAAGAUAAGAAUUAAAGAAUCAAACGUUGAGCGCGCUUGAACAGGGGAAGACACUCGACUGAGUGUAUGAAGCUGAUUGGUACAGCAAUAUCAUCACCAGGGAGAGUGGGAGGCAGAUUUGCGAGAAACACAGGCAUGGUGAAGCAACUAAAAGGCGGUUACCUGCUCCGAUACAAAAAGCGUUUGUUCGGCAAAGCAUGGCGCGAAGAAUGGGUUGUGCUGUACGAAGACUCUACACUGGCCUGGUUCAAAGAGAAAGGACGUCUGGAGCCAGAGGGCAGUCUCGUGGUGAAGGAGGCACCAGAGAUGAUGGCUGUCAGUCAGUGGACGCUGCGUAUUCCGGGUCGCCCGGACCUUCCCAGUGGCUGUCAUGUGGUCCAGCUCAUGGCGUUCGGCACACGUCGGCGAGACAAAGUCCACUGGCUACUCGCUCAGUCCGAGGAGGAAGUCAACGACUGGAUGACAGCAAUAAGCAAUACGUUGCCACCUCCGCCACAGCCCUCGAAGCCACCGGACGACAAAACAUCUCCGAGACCCUUGGACCCAGUGAACCCGCGACUGCCUCCCGUUCCUUUCUACGCUUCGAUGCCCGGAGAGGUACCACCCGCUUACGUGAACACCAACAAUCACGUGUCUCCUGCAGGAGGGGCAUUUCCUCAGAACGGCUAUACUCGGCCAGUCAUACAGCCACUGCAACCCGCGGGCAACAACACGACAAUCGUGGUGCGGGAACAUCAAGGUUGUGGCACCGCGACGGACUUCACUACAGGCGUCGUUAUGGGCGCAGCCCUCAGUAACUGGGGCCAUGGCUGGGGCUGGGGAGGCGGCCUUGGCGGUUAUGGCUUCGGACACGGUGGAGGCUUCUACCAUAACGACACCACAGACGUGCACAUCAACAAUCACUACGACGUCAACAACACAGUCAUCAACAACGAGGUCACCGCCAAUACCACGACAACCAACAAUGAAUUGACUGUUUUGUGUGUAUGUAUGUGUGUUUGUGGGGUCCAGUCCAUUCAAUUAUUGGUAACCAGAACAGGACAGACAAUAAAGCAAGCUGUGCCCGAGAGAGCUUACAACAAAACACACUCAGCGGACCAACAGGAUUGCACCCUUCAAACUAACCACAAUACAGAUCGAUAAGUAGCACAAUGUACUUAGCAGAAAUUAGGUCACGCUGUCUUCAUGAAACUGGGUCACUGACGGACCCAUGGCUCAUCGGUGCAUGUAGCAGCGGUGGAAUGAUACUGACGGGGCAAAACCGAAGGAUUCGGAAGGAAACUGCCCUAGUGCCACUUUGCCCACCACAUAAGACACUUGGACUACCCUGGCUUCGAACCCGGGCCUUUGAGAAGAGAGACCAAAGAAUAAUCACCUGAGCUAAGGCAUAUCUGUGUUACAGUAUAUGUGCUAUCACGAAGAUAGUGAAAUUUAAAACUACUUGAAAAUUAUAAGCCGAAACAUACCACAGAUGACCAUAAAUAUGUGGAUACUAUUACAUAAUACGAUAUUUAAAAAAUAAAAUCUUAAUAUUUUGUGUAAAAUUUCGUAUAAUACUUAACAUGCACUGUGUUCAGACUGAAGCUGUAAAUGAGAUACAAAAUGUUUAAAGCAAUUUAGCUUCAGUGUGUUUAAGAUUUACUGUAUACGCGUGUGUUUAUGUUGUGAUACAAUUGAGUCCCGACAUUUUAUCUUAGUGAUGUGUCCAUUUAUUAGUCUCCAAUGCCAACAGUUCAUACUACACGUAUUAUGAGACUAAAGCUUACGUCUCAGAGAAAAUUCUUGGCUUCAGAUAAAUGCAAUAUGGUGUGUCAAAAGAACAAAAGUCCAAUUCUAUGCUAAUCCUUCGCAUUCUGGGGCCACGGGUUCAUCACUGAGGAUUAACAAAUGCAAGUUAAGCGGCAUCAGAUAAUAUUAAUUUGUUCUUGGUAAAGGACAAACUACUACGUACAUUCUACUACAAAAAUAAAACAUUUUCAACAGGAAAUUUGACUCCCAACGUCAGUAAAUAAACUAUGCCAGAGCUAGUGAACAAAUUUACGAAGUUCUAUACACUGUUAUUAGAAGUGAUCUCAAAGAUGUGUGUGACCAAUGAUUGAUUUUAUAUAGAAUUUUAUCUAUAGGAAUAAUAUACACAUUUCUACUGCUAACGUGGUCAUAUUUUUUAUUUGAUUUUUACUACAAGAAACAAAUGCCAUUUUGUCUAUAUAUUCUAACGUUGAGUGGCAGAGCAGCUCAAAAUCACAGAACAAGACAUCGGAAAACAUGUUCUGGUAAAAUAUGAGAAAAAUACGCACUUAUUUAUUUUAUUUUAUUUUUAUAUGUAAUGGUGCAAUUUCAGUAUCAGUAGAAUUGUACGCAUCACUACAUUGUAAACAAAAUUUCCGUAGCCAGGCUUCGUCGGAAAUCAGGGUAGAAUUACGAGAAUAGGAAUAGAACUCAUGUUUAGAUGUAGGCCUAUUUUGUGUUUUAAAAUUGUUGACAGAUGUUUCUGAGUUAAAAUGAAGUAAGCAGAGAGAAUCAUAUGAAUUAUGUGACCUCUAAAGCCGUGGUAACUGUCAAAAUACGUUGAAGCUGUUUUUGUAACAUCCUGGGUAAAGGAAAUCUCGCAAGAGGCUGGCUACGGUCCCAAAUCUCAUCCUGCAUGUCUGAACUUGUUUCGUGAUAAUGUUGUGCAAUGUAAUGUAAAAUAUAUUUGUAAUAAAGUUUGUAAACAUG
Molecule: messenger RNA, 2964 nt
Organism: Zootermopsis nevadensis
Lineage: Eukaryota; Metazoa; Arthropoda; Insecta; Blattodea; Termopsidae
Source: RefSeq, a predicted model, not a curated record